This is a messenger RNA of Cyclopterus lumpus (lumpfish), 1900 nucleotides long. RefSeq names its product transcription factor jun-B-like. The record is from RefSeq and is a predicted model, not a curated record. Gene Ontology annotation, molecular function: transcription factor binding; DNA-binding transcription factor activity, RNA polymerase II-specific; RNA polymerase II cis-regulatory region sequence-specific DNA binding. Lineage: Eukaryota; Metazoa; Chordata; Actinopteri; Perciformes; Cyclopteridae. The transcript has a single exon. The coding region runs from base 389 to 1381 and encodes 330 amino acids. Gene Ontology annotation, cellular component: transcription regulator complex. Gene Ontology annotation, biological process: regulation of transcription by RNA polymerase II; regulation of cell cycle; regulation of cell population proliferation.
AAAACAGCACGGUUUUGACCCGUCUCAACACACCUCACAACAAGCGCCCGAGACCCGCCGCACAUCCGCGAGUACGGAUUGCAACACCGAGUUCAUAACUUUUUUUUUUUCCUCCGCGGGAUUGCGAAGAAGAAAAUACAAAAAUAAGACAGCAAUCAGACACUAGAGGAAGACUUGUGACGCUGAACUGUUGUUGGACCUUGGACUUUCACUCUUUCCCUUUUUUGAUUAUUAUUAUCAUUAUUGGGACACCGUUGAGAGAGAAGACGAGUUGCCAGAGUUGUUGCGCGCGCUCUCUGCUGACACUGACAUUUGUUGAUUAUCGAGAAAGUGUGUCUCUAAAAAAAAGACGCAGCUGGUAAGCUCACUUUUUCCUGUCUACGACUUUAUGUCUACAAAGAUGGAACAGCCCUUUUACCAUGACGACUCUUUUAUGUCGGCGUAUAGCCAGUCGGACGCAGCCAUGCACGACUACAAACUGCUAAAGCAGAAUAUGAAUUUGAACUUGACAGAGCCCUAUCGCAGCCUGAAAUCACAGCUCCAGCUGAGGGGCGAGAUCGACCCGUACCAAGGGGGGCACCAAGACGUAGGGUCGCUGAAGCUCGCGUCACCGGAGCUCGAGAGGCUCAUCAUCCAAAACAGCAACGGCGUGAUCACUACCCCAACCCCGGGCCAGUACUUCUACAACCGGGGCAUCACCGAUGAGCAGGAGGGCUUCGCCGACGGCUUCGUGAAAGCCCUGGACGAGUUGCACAAGAUGAACCAGAUGCCCCCUCCCAACGUGUCAAUCGGAGCUGGUGGAGUUACGACGUGUUCGGCGGUGGCUUCCAGCAUCUUCGGCUCCGCCCUGCAACCGGAGCCUCCCAUCUACACGACGCUGAACGCCUACUGCCCGAACACAAGCCUCUCUUCCGCAUCUAGCUACCCGACGGCCACCAUCAGCUACCUGCCGCCGCACCAGCAGAGCCACCAGCAGAGCGGGACGCACGGCGCGCAGUCGUUCCAUCACGCGCUGCCUGGCUCCGGGCUUCAUCCGCACCGGCUCGUCACGCUGAAGGAGGAACCCCAAACCGUCCCCGAUCUGCUCAGCAGCGACUGCUCGCCUCCGAUGUCCCCGAUCAACCUCGAGACUCAGGAGAGGAUCAAGGCGGAGCGCAAGAGGCUGAGGAACCGGCUGGCGGCGACCAAAUGCCGGCGGCGCAAGCUGGAGCGCAUCGCCCGGCUGGAGGAUAAGGUGAAAGGUCUGAAGAACGACAACGUGGGGCUCUCCAACACGGCGUCGGUGCUCCGGGAUCAGGUCGCGCAGCUCAAGCAGAAGGUCCUGACACACGUGAGCAGCGGCUGUCAGCUGAUGCUCACGAGCAAGUUGGAGGCGUUUUAAAAGGACAGAGACUAAUGACUGAGUCAGAAGUAAUUAACACUGGAGUCGCGCUAUGCACGCGCAGCACCGGGAAUACCGGGCUGGUGCGUUGGCAGCAGCGACAGCAGCACGGGGCCGACGCGCUGUGUGCAGACAACUCUUUGGGCUAUUUAGGGUGAAAAGACUGACGAAAAAUGGUACUUCCGAAUGCUGGACAUCGUUCAAAGCACCAUUCGACCCCUGACACCGGGGCAGCAUCCAGACCGAGCAGACACUGAGCAGCGCCGCGUGCACAGACAGACCCACGAGUCGGGGUUUACUAAUGGUAGAAAGGUGGAAUGAUUAUUGUAUUUCUUUGUACUUUUUUUGCAACUGAUAAUGUCAUGCAAUUCUGCAUUUAUUCAAUGUGUAAAUUAUUUUUUUGUGUGUCCGGUUGAUCCGGGCAAACCAAUGACGUCAGAUGUUUACACUGUCUUUUUUUUAUUAUUUGUGAUGUGUAUUUAAGUAAAGUGUCUCCAAAUGAAACGGAAAAAUGGUGGA